This is a messenger RNA of Ostrea edulis (European flat oyster), 1313 nucleotides long. Its product is annotated as mannan endo-1,4-beta-mannosidase-like. The transcript is spliced from 7 exons. The coding region runs from base 108 to 1244 and encodes 378 amino acids. The record is from RefSeq and is a predicted model, not a curated record. NCBI's taxonomy places the organism in Eukaryota, Metazoa, Mollusca, Bivalvia, Ostreida, Ostreidae.
GUCACAAAAAUAGUCCCCGGUAUCUGAAUGAAGUGUUCUACAUUUUGUAUCUCUAUUAAACAGGGCCUGACCAGUUCUACCAGCUCUCAGCAAGUGCAAGAAAGAAUAUGUUGACGUCUUUGUUGUUUCUUUCAUUGGCAGCAUGGGUUGAUGCUCGGCUUUACAUCCACGGGGACCACUUCUACUACAAUGGUCAACGGGUGUUCUUCAGUGGAAUGAAUCAGGCCUGGGUGUCGUAUGGUUACGACUGGGGAAAUGAUCAGUACCAGCAUAGGCGAAACAAGUUCCAGUCUGUCAUCAACGCCGUAAAGAACAAUGGCGGAAACUCCAUCCGUGUAUGGGUUCAUGUUGAAGGACAAACCUCUCCGCAAUUUGAUCACACAGGUCACGUGAUUGGAACAGACGCAAGCCAUUCUUUGAUAAACGAACUUAAUGAAUACCUUCAGUAUGCUAGAAACCACCAAAUUUUCAUAUUCCUUUGCUUAUGGAAUGGCGCGGAUAGAGGCAACACAAACGCGCGUCUGGAGGGACUGAUAAAGGACACUAACAAGCUCCACAGUUAUAUCAACCACGCUCUUGUACCAAUGGUGAAGGCGCUGAAAGACCAACCUGCUCUGGCCGGGUGGGAUAUCAUUAAUGAGAUGGAAGGUGUCAUUAAUCCUAACUUACACAGCAGGGAGCCAUGCUUUGACACCACUUUCUUAAGGUCGUCUGGGGCGGGGUGGAAAGGACAUAUUUACUCAGCACAAGAACUUUUAAGAUUUAUAAACUGGCAAGUUGCCGCCAUUCGUCAAACAGAUCCCCAGGCCUUGGUGACGGCUGGAUCCUGGAACCCAAAGAGUAACACUGGCCUAAAUGGAAUGAAGAACCUCUACAGCGAUCACUGCCUCAUCACAGCAGGGCACAAUAAUGCGGGGACGUUGAACUUUUAUUCUACACAUACGUACGACGACAAGAAUAGCCACCAAUAUGACUCAUUGUCACCGUUCAAACACGACAAAAACCAGUACGGUCUGAAGAAACCUCUGAUAAUCGCAGAAUUCAACCAAGUACGAGGAGGUCAUAACACUAUUGGAGAGCUGUUCACUUACGCGUAUUACCAUGGUUACGCUGGCGCAUGGUCGUGGCACGCAAACGCAGACGGAAGUGACACAGAUUCCCUUGCAACACAGGAAGCUGGUUUGAGAUCACUUAGAGGGAAAAACGACCAGACCAAUGGGGGAAUAAUACAUUUAACAAUUUGAAUUGAUAGUAGUAUACUAUCAUAUCUACCUUGGAGAAAAGGAGAAUUAAAAUCAUAAUACUCAAACAAA